Molecule: messenger RNA, 2568 nt
Organism: Talaromyces amestolkiae
Lineage: Eukaryota; Fungi; Ascomycota; Eurotiomycetes; Eurotiales; Trichocomaceae
Exons: 5
Coding region: 1-2568 (855 amino acids)
Source: RefSeq, a predicted model, not a curated record
AUGGGACCUCGAAAGCAGCUGAAGUCGACACCCGCGGCCACAGACCCGAGCACCCCAACGUCCAAUUCGGAACCGACUCAACAUAACGGCUUGACGUCGCCCAAGCGAGCCGGUAAAUCGGCCUGGACGACCAAGACUUGGCCGCAUGGCAGGAAGGCCGCUGCUGUGACAGAAGUUGCUCGGGAGAGCAUUUCUGCCGCUGGAAACAUAGCCUCGGAAUUGGUCUCUUCGACGACUUCUCUACCUCAACUCCGCAGCCCAAACCGGCCCGGUUCGAUACAACUAAUAAGAAAGACUGGCGUCUCGAACCGCUCUCUUCCAGCAGAUGCUACAACGACGCGUAUCAACAUCGAUUCGAAUGGAUCAGCCUCAAAUUCAGCUGUGAACAAAGGCAUAACACAGUCUGGCUUACCGGAAAGCGAGGAUUCCAAUAAAUCGACCUUGAAUCAAGAUUUUACGCCGAUCAAGGAGGACUCGAACGCAGAAGACCCGACUACCACAGAUGAUACCCAGACAACAUCCACUCCUGAAAAAGAGUCAGAGUCUAAUGAGAGACCUACAUCUACCUGGUUCGGCUGGUUUGGCUUAGGUAGGACAUCGACAGAUAAGCCGAGCUCGGAAGAGGGCAUCAUGGGAAAGUCUCCUGAUACAAUUGGGCCGAGGCCAGCUAUCGAGGUGCCUCAACCAGAACCGGAGGCUUCGAAAUCUGGCGAGAAUGAAACUGAAACAAAUAAUACGCUUGAAAUUGGAAUAUCACCUAAUGCGGAUCCGCGAAAGCAAAAUGAUACAAAUGUUCCGACACCACCAAAACGUUCAUGGAUGCAAAUGUGGGGGACGAGCAAUGUUAGUCAAUCUAAAGACCCUCAAGAAGAGGCCUCAGUAAAGGAACCUCGCAUCGAACAAGGCGAGCCUAUGGAAGAGGAAACCGCGGCUACGAGUGAUAAUCAAAGCUCGCUACCUGACAAGGCUCAAGACAAUUACUCAUCGAAGCGAACAUCAGGACCUAGCAAGUCAAGCGGAUGGGCCUUUUGGUCAAGGGAUGUUUCAAAUACAGAGCAGAAACAAGGCUCUGAGAGUCAACAAGAACCUGGUGAAUUGAUAGUAUCAGGACAGCCAAAAGUGCAGUCCAACUCUGAGGAUGUUGUUGCUCAGGUUGAUAAUGCCCAAACACCGACAUCAACAAUCAAAUCACAGCAGAAAUCCCCAAGAAAGUCUAUUAAAUCAGUGGAUUACAAGAAUGCUAAAUCUGCUGGAGUGGUGGAGGAUACUACAAACACAACAACGACGGCCGCCCAAGCCUCUGCUGCACAAUUAUCCGCAAAAGCACAAACAUCAGAAGUCACCGCUUCAACAAAGCUCGAAAGCGUGCUCACAAACCAACUGCUUCCUUCCUUCAAGGACACAUUUGCUUUACAAGAGUCACCAUCAUGGCUGCAAACUCUGGGUCGUAUGAUAUAUUCUCCGAAAGAUUCUGGAAAUCGACAGGUCUUUGCACUUCGUGAUCCGCCUCGUCCCAAAAAGGCACUAGCUAUUGGCGUUCAUGGUUAUUUCCCUGCCCCAUACUUGCGCACAGUACUCGGUCAGCCCACUGGGACGUCUCUCAAAUUCUCGACUAUGGCAGCCAAAGCAAUUCAUCAAUGGGCCGACAGUCACGGAUAUCAUUGUGAUGUGGAAAAGAUCGCUUUGGAGGGAGAGGGCCGCAUCGCUGAAAGAGUCGACUUGCUAUGGAAGCUUUUGCUAAGAUGGAUAGAAGAGAUUCGAAAAGCUGAAUUUAUAAUGUUUGCGUGUCAUAGUCAAGGUGUUCCGGUUACAAUUAUGCUUGUUGCAAAGUUGAUUGCCUUCGGAUGCCUGGACGCCGCUCGUGUUGGGAUAUGUGCAAUGGCUGGCGUGAAUUUGGGGCCAUUCCCGGACUAUAAAUCCAGAUUUAUUGGGGGAUCUGCAGGAGAGCUUUUUGACUUUGCGCAUCCGACAACAAAGGUCUCUAAAGAUUAUGAGGCAGCACUGAAGACGGCAUUGGAGUUUGGUGUGCGUAUCUCUUAUGUUGGCAGCAUAGACGAUCAGUUGGUUUCUCUAGAGUCUUCACUAUUCGUUUCAGUAACUCAUCCAUAUAUUUAUCGAGCUGUCUUUGUGGACGGACGAGUCCACGCGCCGAGUUUUCUCUCUCAUCUAGUGGGCUUCGCAUUAAAACUACGAAAUCUCGGCAUCCAAGACCACGGUCUCAUCCGCGAAUUAAGCGCUCCUCUUGUCGGAAGUCUCGUUGGCGGCGAAGGCCACUCCCGCCUCCACGACGAAGAGAACAUAUACUACACAGCAGUUCAAUUCGCCCUCGAAACCUCGACCAUCACCUCCCCACCUUCCCUGCACAUCCAUCGACACAACCUAACCGCCACACCAAAUCCAUACAUCCUCCCCUUCGCACUACGCGGUCUUUUAGAGGAAGACUACGUACGUCACGAACUACACGAAGAAAGCCUUGAGCUCCUCCAACAAUUCGAUGAGUGGAAACCAGCGACUAAGGUGCUUAGAGACGUCAAGUUUCGGUUAGAAGGGAUUCGGUCCAAGCUUUAA